UAGUCACACAUGCGCACUAAUCCAAGGGGCGUGGUUUAUAACUGCGCAUGCGCUUUGCGACCAUGACUGAGAAGCAUAGUUGUGAGUUGAGGGUUCCAUUUGAACAUGAGGGUGAGGCUGAGGUGGCGUAUAAUACUCUGAAGGUGGAUCCUGAGCCCCCGAGGUCAGGGGUAACAAAGUCAUUUCUUCUGGAGAAGAAUAUGCUCAUUGUCACCUUCGAGGCUGAAGAGGCGAGAAAGCUAAGAGUGGCAGUUGGCUCGUCUUUCGACCUCAUCUCCCUUGUCGUGGACACAAUCAGAGAAUUCGGGACCACACCUCCUACUUAGUGAUAGAAUGUGCCAUCAUUAUCAUUGUUACUAAAAAUAUCCCCUCCUUACUUUUAUAUAUAUAGUUCCACGUGCUUUUGGUGCUGAAUUUUG
This is a messenger RNA of Geodia barretti, 419 nucleotides long. Lineage: Eukaryota; Metazoa; Porifera; Demospongiae; Tetractinellida; Geodiidae. The record is from the annotation of a GenBank genome assembly.